AUGUAUUCUAUAAUAUCUAUACUUAUCUUCAGUUUGUUCUACAAUAUUACAGUUUCAUCAGAAUGUGAAUCAAAUGCAACAUUAUGGACUUAUUAUCCUUGUUCAUUUAUUAUUACUCCAAUAUCAUUCAAUUGUCAGCAUAUAACAAUUAAUUCAUCAAUUGAUCAAUGUACAAAUAGAGAAAUGACAUUUUUUUGGCAUUUUCCAUUUGGUAAUAUGACAUUAACUCUUCAAUCAGACAAAAAUCGACCAUUUUUAUUACGUUUAUCUAAACCAUCAUUAUCAUCAAAUAAAUUAAUUAAAAAUAUUUAUCAUCUCGUACAUAACAAAGCAUCUGAAGAACAAUUAGUAUUUAAUAAUGAUGGAAAUGCAAUAAUUACACUAUAUUCGGAUAGAUAUAAUCAAUGCUCUAUGAAAUUUGAAACGAUAAAUCCAAAUCUUUUUGAUUAUGGAACAUUUAUUCGAAUGACAGUUUCGACUGAUCCGAGUAAAAAUCUUUAA
This is a messenger RNA of Adineta steineri, 501 nucleotides long. NCBI's taxonomy places the organism in Eukaryota, Metazoa, Rotifera, Eurotatoria, Adinetida, Adinetidae. The record is from the annotation of a GenBank genome assembly.